This is a messenger RNA of Aspergillus japonicus CBS 114.51, 518 nucleotides long. RefSeq lists its product as uncharacterized. The record is from RefSeq and is a predicted model, not a curated record. NCBI's taxonomy places the organism in Eukaryota, Fungi, Ascomycota, Eurotiomycetes, Eurotiales, Aspergillaceae. The transcript has a single exon. The coding region runs from base 118 to 378 and encodes 86 amino acids.
GGACGAAUGUUUGUUGUUUUCUUUUCUUAGCUGUUUUUCUUGGAUUUGAUUUUAUUUUUAUUUUGACUUUGUGAAGUCUUUGGACUGAGGCUCAAUCCCAAUAAUCGUAAUUUGUGCAUGCCGUCCCGUCAGGCACCGUUUCUAGUCAACUGGAUGUGGCUUGUGGCUGAGUUGGAUUUAUUGGUUCUUGGUAAUGAGAAGGGAGAGGGAGGGUGCACCAUCAUAAUCAAGGGAUCGCGAUGGCUGAUCGAUGACGGGCCCUGGUGCCUGCAGAGAAGAAGAAAGAAGGAAACUGUACGGAGACUGUACUGUACAAGCCACAGCGCAGAAAAAGUCAAUGGAGACCUAACAAAUGCGGCGACCAGUCAGCACACUUAGUCGCCCUCCAAACCCGCCUGGCUGAGACACCGGCGUCAAUCGAGGGCCCGCCAAUCAGUCGAUCCGUCGGCAUUCAGGAACACGCUGAAUGACUGUACCGUUCACGUCAUUCUUCCUUUCUUCCUCCAAAUGUCCAAUAC